Messenger RNA from Pestalotiopsis fici W106-1, 735 nucleotides. RefSeq lists its product as uncharacterized. The transcript has a single exon. The coding region runs from base 1 to 735 and encodes 244 amino acids. The record is from RefSeq and is a predicted model, not a curated record. Lineage: Eukaryota; Fungi; Ascomycota; Sordariomycetes; Amphisphaeriales; Sporocadaceae.
AUGAACGCAAAGCUCAACACCUCGGGGCUCUGCUGGCACCACGGCGUAGAGGGUAACUCACGCAGACAGGGCUUCCCGUCAUGGUCAUGGGUGGGGUGGCAUGGAGCGGUGUCGUGGACUCUGCCCUAUGGGUCUGCUGAAGACGGCGAGAAGACAGUCUUUCAGCUGGAGGUGGCUGGCUUCCGGGCCGGGGUUGGUGAAGAGAGAAUGGACCUAGGUGAAGCUCGUAGGGCUAAGUCGGGUCCCCUUGUGCUGAACCUUGCCUCAGUCGCGAUCCCAGCAUCCGCUUUUGCGUUGAAAGAUGUCGAGGGAACUGAUGGAAGGCACGAUAAUGACACCAUCUCCAUGUAUGGUUGUCCCAUGCCGUGGGGUGCGGACGAGUCUGUCACAAACGCUACCGAAACGCGCUGGACACUUCAGAGGAGCUAUCUAAGUCACGCCAAUGGUACGCGAAAAGCCUCCCGCCAAACCCUGAGGCAGGGACUGCAAGAAGGCACCUUCAAGCUGAUGCUGGUCCAUGUGUAUCGGGAUUCAGAUGAACGCCUCAGGUUCCAGGCCUGGAUUUUACAAAAGACUUCCGAUCACAAAGGGGAAUCGUGUUAUGAACGUGUAGGUGGUGUAAAUCACAUAGUAUUAGCCAAUGGGCCGGCUACGGAGGAGGAGCGAGAUACAUUUCAAGGCUCUUUGUAUAAGCUUGUGAAAGGUGAUGAGUUCGAGAUGUUCGAUAUCUGCUAA